This is a messenger RNA of Glossina fuscipes, 2229 nucleotides long. Its product is annotated as HEAT repeat-containing protein 3-like. The record is from RefSeq and is a predicted model, not a curated record. Gene Ontology annotation, biological process: ribosomal large subunit biogenesis; protein import into nucleus. The transcript is spliced from 7 exons. Lineage: Eukaryota; Metazoa; Arthropoda; Insecta; Diptera; Glossinidae. The coding region runs from base 74 to 2077 and encodes 667 amino acids.
UUGUUGCAAAUUCUAAUUUUUUGGUGGAUUUGCGUUUACACGUGCGUCUUCUUAUUUAUGUGAAUAUAGAAUCAUGGGAAAGACAAGAAAGCAUAAAAUUCAAUAUUCUAGGAAAUUAAACCCUUUAUUUACUAUCAACGGCAGCGAAAGUGACGACUUUCUAAAUAAUAGUAGUGAAAUUGCUAUCGGACCAAUAGAAGCAGUGCGUGAUCAAUUACAGAAUGCUAACACGGAAGAAAAGUUGAAUGGCUUGCAGUCCUUAGCUGUUUUGACGGCUAGUAAAGAUAAAGUUGCUAGUAUUUGUCAAACAGAUAUUGUGCGCAUAGUUGGUCCUUUCUUAUGUGAAAAAGACGUAUCAGUCCGCAAUGCUGCAGCUGGUGCGUUAAGAAAUUUGUCUGUCGCUAGUAGUGAAGUGUGCGAUUAUUUGGUUGAACAAGAUAUUCUCACACCUUUGUUUGUAAUGCUGCAGGAAUAUGCAGUAGACGAUUGGAAGCCAAAGUUUGAUGUCAAUAUGUGCAAUCAAAUGGACAUACGUUCGGACAUAUUUUUGCAGGCUAUCAAUUUGCUGUGGAAUUUGUGUGAGAGCGCCCCUUAUGCCGUCGAUACCUUCAAUCAGACUGUACUGAUGGAAAGCUUUAUACGAUGUUUAGAUUUCAGUGUCUACGGAUUGGAUAUAGCAAUAUCUGUAGCUCAAUUCUUUUUAGUGGUUUCUGAAAACAAUCCUAAAUCGUGGAAAGUGUUUAACAAUUAUUUACCCAAUUUCUUGCGUCUUCUAUCAUUAACGGGUGAUUACGGCCAAGGGUACCUUUGUUCUUUAGCAGCCGCAAUUUUAACAAAUGUACCAGCACUGGCCGCUUCCUAUAGUGUUACCAUGUUACGAGCUUUGGCUGGAGUACUCAAAAUUAAUCAUCAAGUCGUCAUAUCAUCAGUUAUAGCCAAUAUAUCUAAUCUUUCUAACUUAAUAUCACAAUCAGAGACAUUUGAAUUAGAAAUUAAAAUGGAUAUAACAGAUGAUAUUUUAGAUGAAAGCGAGGAGGCAGCGGCCACUCGUAGACGGCGUCAAGAAUUACCAACUGAAGCCGAUAUUGUGGUUAGGGAUAUCGGUUAUUUAUUAGAUGCGCAAAGAGUAGCUGCCGAAGUUAUAACAAAUCUCUGUUCCGACGAGGAUGAUGAAAAUGAAGAUGGGAAUGAUAUCGACGAUGAAAGUAUAUCGGAAAAUGAAUGUGUAGUGGACUAUGAGUCUAAUGAAACUAGUGGAAGUAAUUUGAAUUUAGUGGAGGGCGAUAAAUUCGGAUUUGACGUGAUAGAUGUCAUAAAAUCUUUAAGUAUUGUUGAACAGCUUUGGCAACGGGCACAACUUCUUAGUGAUGACCUCUCAAAUCAACUGCGAGAAACAGAUAUAAACUUACUUAUGAAGGCGAAAAAUUUGCGAAUUUCUUCACUUUUAUGUUUGCAAAAUUUGUGCAAUUGUCUCACUUCUGAAGACUUAGGUGGGCACAAUGCAAUCUAUAGUGUUUGGCUAGAAUUGGGACAACAGGUAUUCAAAGGUCCAAGGGAUUAUUCAAUUAUGGAGCCUUCCACAUCUCUGAUGCGUUCGGCUUUGGAGCAUUUGAAGAGCCAUCGAGAGCUUUUCAAGCAAAUGGCUCAGAACGAUUUGGAGCUUAUUUUAGGUGGCGUGAAAAAUUGUUCGAUGCCCGAAAUUCGAGCGAAUUGGUUACGUAUGUUGGGUACACUGGGCUGUCUUUUACCGGAACCACUAGUAAAAUUAAUAAUUUCGUUUAUUGUUGAAACUUGCACUCAUGAAGAAGAUGUUUGGACACUGUCCGAAGCUUUCGAUGCUUUAAUGGAUAUGUUUUCCGAUAAUGAUUGGCCUGAAAUUAUAAUGCAAAUAGACUUAGCUAAAGAAGUUCAGAAACUGGAGAAGACUUUUAGGAGUAAAGCUCGUUCGCAACGCAAGGAAUUGAAAGAACGAUAUGCGGCUGUUCAAACAGUUCGUGCCAAUUUAACACGUUUCGUCAUAUACUUGGAAAAGGAAUCAAUGAAACUCGGUGGGCUACCUAGCUCCACAACAGACUGAUUGUAAUUCGGAGCAAAAAAAGUUUUUAUUGCCUUACUUUAUAAUUUCUUUUAAAAAUGCUUUGAGUUGUAUUUGUUCCAUUCACAAUCUUUGUUAUAUUGAGUAUUUACUGUCUUCUUCCAAUAAAGUGGAGGUUGGGAAAUUAUGUAGGA